AAGAUCGUGCGGUCCCUGACGAUUCUAGGGCGCCACUGAGCUCUCCGGAUCAUCGAUCCCAGCGCGCGGCGGCGAGGAUUUCAACUAACGAAAUGGACGAGGAAUUGGCUAACGUGCAGGCUCAAAUCGGACGUCUUGAGCCGCAGAUCGAAGCGGCUGGGGAAUCUUUUCUCUUUGCCUUUGAGAGUGGCAAUCAAUUUCUGGCGGAAUAUUGGCAGAAGAAGGAAGAGCAGCUGCGGAAGAAAAAAUUACAGCUGUGGAAGGAGGAACUCCUCCUCCUCAAAUCUAAUUUGCGCGGAUCUGCGCCAGCGCCACCACCAGCGGGACUUCGUCCAGCCGAGAUUGACGUGCCUGACAAGAUCGCCUGGGCCAAGAAGCUGAACGAGAAUCUGACCGGACACUGACUGGACAAGCCAUGCGACUUUUCGGGAGCUCCAUACUCCCGCUUUCUCUGGAAUGGAGUAAAACAUACAUGUACAUGGGUCGCUCACUCUUACGGAGAUAAAAAGUUUCGUAUUGACCUUGAGACACGGCACUGACAACCUUCCUGGAACUCUGGGCUCUGGGAAGACCACUGCUCUUGCUACUGUGGCUGGAUAUCUUCGGCAACUUUGGAAGAACACCUCCAAGAAGGUCGUCUUUAUCAAUGACGAAUGUUUCAUUGACAAUCCCUCGAGGACAAUGUGGGUGGCUCUUUUGCUGAGCUACAUAGACGACUUUCCAGCCGAGCUUUCAUGCCGGGGGGUGGACCCUGAAAGUAUUAGAAUUUUGGAUCCUGAUGCCGGGGGGUGGACCUUGAAAGUAUUAGAAUUUUGGAUCCUGAUGCUGCAGAUAAAUGAAGUGAGUGUUGUGGAA
This is a messenger RNA of Selaginella moellendorffii, 855 nucleotides long. RefSeq lists its product as uncharacterized. The transcript has 4 exons. The record is from RefSeq and is a predicted model, not a curated record. NCBI's taxonomy places the organism in Eukaryota, Viridiplantae, Streptophyta, Lycopodiopsida, Selaginellales, Selaginellaceae. Bases 93 to 404 code for a protein of 103 amino acids.